Pseudoliparis swirei is the source of this 2338-nucleotide messenger RNA. RefSeq names its product four-jointed box kinase 1 (gene fjx1). Gene Ontology annotation, biological process: cell-cell signaling. NCBI's taxonomy places the organism in Eukaryota, Metazoa, Chordata, Actinopteri, Perciformes, Liparidae. Bases 355 to 1638 code for a protein of 427 amino acids. The record is from RefSeq and is a predicted model, not a curated record. The transcript has a single exon.
GCGCCGGGUGGAGAGAGCCGAGAGGAUGAGAGACGGAGCGGUGCACGCGCGCAGAGAGCACCUACAGCGGGUUACAACGGAGACCGUCCAGUAGAGCUGGCUAUCCGCCGUGCGACGUGUCCCGCAGAGGAGGGAUGCAACGAGGCGUCUGAACAGGACGCCAGAUGAGAUCCACACAGUGUCGGAGACUCUCCUCUCGCAGUGAUCUCAAACAGCCCGCGGGGCGAGGAGGAGGGGAGUCCGGGACAGGGGGGCGCUCCGUCUCAACUGUGGAUUGAAGAACAAACAUUCCUGCCGUCUUAUUGAAACCUGCAGGAGCUCUGUGGGUCUCCGCGUUGGAGGCUGGUCUUCACCAUGAGGGCUUUUUCAGCGAACUUGUUCGCCCUUCUUUUCCUUUGCGCCCUUACGACCGUGUUCUACGUGUGGAGCGCACUGGAGAGCCGCUUGGAGCGGCACAAACGCGGCUUCUCGGUGCCGGGCGCAGGCGCUGCUCACCAGGGUAUCCCGGCGGACCUCUCCGCCAAAACUUUCCGGGCAUUGCUCGCUGUCCCAGCGGCACAGAGACCGCACUUGGGGGGCAGACUCGAGGCUCCCAACCUCACUGAUCAAAGCGCCGCCGCAGGAAACCGAGAUUACCAUGUGAAUGGGGAUAACAAGAGACCCGCGCCGCGGGAGGGCCCUGUCGAGUUGAGCCCCCCGGUGAAGGAUGGGGUGUUUUGGAGUGAAUGGCUGGAGGAUCUCCUCUCCGAGGGCUUCACGGAGGAAUACGCCCGGGCUUGGCGAGAGACAGCCCGGACACGCCGGAUAGUGAAGCUGGAGCCCGGGUGCGGCAGGAUAUCGAAUCAGCUCGCCACGUUCGCCGAUGGGACCAAAGCGUGUGUGCGUUACGGGAUAAACGCGGAUCAGGUGCAAGGGGAAACUUUGACUUAUUACCUCGCCAGUUUGCUGGGCAUCACCAACCUGCCUCCUCUAGCACUGUCCCAGCUGAACGGAGACAGUGAACAAUGGGCGGCUGUGAGGUCGCGGAUAGGCGGAUUGCAGUGGAGCGACCGGGCCGUGGUUUCUCUCACCGAGUGGGUCGCCAACCUCACCGGGGUGGUCACACCGGCGCCGCUCAGGCAGGAGAGCAGCGGGCUGCACCCCGAGCCCGGGGAGCUCUGGAACAAGACGACGGCGGAGCUGCUGGAGCUGAUGCAGUGGAGCGACCUGAUCCUCUUUGACUACCUGACCGCGAACUUCGACCGACUCGUCAGCAAUCUGUUCAGCCUGCAGUGGGAUUCGCGCGUAAUGGAGAGGGACACCAACAACCUGCUGAAAACACCCCGCGGGGACCUUGUGUUCAUAGACAACGAGGCCGGACUCGUGCACGGCUUCCGGGUGUUGAACAUGUGGGAGAAAUACCACAACACAGUACUGAGCUCCGUGUGUGUGUUCAGAAAAAGGACCAUGCAGCGCGUGGAGGAGCUGCACAGGCGCAGAGACGCCCGGCGGAGGCUGCUGGAGCUCUACAGAGACAGCGAGCCUUUGUCUCUGGAACUGGGAUUUCUCUCAGACGAGCACGCCGGUGUUCUCCAGGACAGGAUAGACCGAGUAUACAAACACAUGUUGCACUGCAAAGGAAAGUACAGCCAGCCGUGAGCUUUCCACGGGCACGUGGUGAUGGAUUUGUUGUUGGCGCGGUCUGACGAGCUCUGCAUUGGCACACCUGUGCUGGACUGAUGCGCAUUACACAAACUGUGUUGAAUAUCCAGCUGAACUACCUCUGGUGAAUAUAAUGUGAUGCCUACUUUAUGAAUAAAUACAUGUGACACGUGUAUAGGCCCCCUGCUGAUAUUGUCACUGUACGCAUCACAGAGAGGAAAUAUUAAGGCUAGUCUCUCUCCUGUCUCUCUCCCCCCCCCCCCCCCCCACACACACACUAAUGCUCACCGGAUAGGAAUAAAUAUGACAAAUUAGGCUUUAUGUGUGACCCGGGUCUCAUAACGCAGCCCUUCCAUGUGUAUUUGGAUUCUGGCCUUGUGUUCAGCGAUCAUAAUGAUAAACUCCUAAGCCUUAACAUAAGUUGACUGGUGAAUUCUGUAUUUCUGUUGACGUAUAGAGAACGUUGUUUGCACAGAACAUUUUCAUAGCAGCACCUGCACUCCUGUAAUUGUGUUUGAAUUGCAUAUUCAGCCUUAAAAUCACAGGUGUACCAUACCAAUUGUAAAUAUUGUAAGUACGUUGUAAAUAUUGUCUGCCAACCUGUUGUGGACAUUUGAUGCUCCACUACUUUAACGUGCAUUGUAACAUUCCAACAUCUCGUGUCCUUUUUUGAUAAAUACACUGUAAUUUAAUUUAA